Molecule: messenger RNA, 605 nt
Organism: Ananas comosus (pineapple)
Lineage: Eukaryota; Viridiplantae; Streptophyta; Magnoliopsida; Poales; Bromeliaceae
Exons: 3
Coding region: 94-483 (129 amino acids)
Source: RefSeq, a predicted model, not a curated record
AUGCCAAACACAGCGUAAAGUACUACAAAGUAUAAAGUAUAUACACAUUGUGCAUAUGUGUAACUAGUUUUUUCUAUUUCGCCAAACAGGGUGAUGGAGAAGGGAGGGCCCAAAGAAGAGUUCGUGUACAGGGUGAGCACCGCCGAGGAAUGGGAGGAGCUUCGGACGAGCGGGGCUACGAUGGGCCGAGAUCUCGAUCGCAACACUCGCUGUAUCCACCUCAGCAACCUUCACCAGGUGAGGAUGGUUUUGAGGAACUUUUUUAGCGAAAGGAAGGACCUUUACCUGCUACAGAUUGACGCUUCCAAGCUCGGGGAGGGAUUAAUUUACGAAUCAGCCGAUGCUUCAAAUUAUUUCCCGCAUUUCUACGGCCCGGCUCGGAGUUUCGCUCCUCUUCCACUCGAGGCUGUGAUCAAGGCAGAGAAAUUGGAUCUUGUAAACUCUGAAUUCACUUGCAGUCUACUUGAUCAAGAAAGAAGCUGAUUCCACUAUUGUAAUAAUAUUUCAUUGACUUUGAUAAACAGCAUUUUUGCUGAUUGAAUGGUACAUAACACUGGUUUGUAUAACAUAAUAACAUUCUAGAAUAAAAAAAUUUGGCUUUUAAA